Messenger RNA from Anastrepha ludens (Mexican fruit fly), 1155 nucleotides. RefSeq names its product calcium-binding mitochondrial carrier protein SCaMC-2-A-like. The coding region runs from base 1 to 921 and encodes 306 amino acids. Gene Ontology annotation, molecular function: ATP transmembrane transporter activity. The record is from RefSeq and is a predicted model, not a curated record. Gene Ontology annotation, biological process: transmembrane transport. Lineage: Eukaryota; Metazoa; Arthropoda; Insecta; Diptera; Tephritidae. Gene Ontology annotation, cellular component: mitochondrial inner membrane. The transcript has a single exon.
AUGGAAAAUAAAAGCGAAGCGCAAUCCGGGUUGUGGUGGCGUCACUUGGUUGCUGGGGGUCUUGCGGGGGCAGCAUCACGCACCUGCACAGCUCCAUUGGAUAGGAUAAAAGUAUUCUUCCAGGUCCAGCCACAUAAAACUGCGAUGUCGGAGACUGUCAAAUAUAUGUUGAACGAAGGAGGCGCCCGCAGUAUGUGGCGUGGCAAUGGCAUUAACGUUUUGAAAAUUGCCCCCGAGAGUGCGAUUAAGUUCGCAGCCUAUGAUCAAAUUAAACGACUGAUUCGUGGCAGCGACGAAAAGCGACAAAUGACGAUGUUCGAACGCUUUGUGGCGGGAGCAGCAGCGGGUAGCAUCGCGCAAACUACCAUAUACCCAAUGGAGGUACUAAAAACCCGGUUAGCACUGGGUAAAACCGGCCAGUAUGCAGGUAUUUUGAAUGCUGCGAAAAAGAUCUAUUUGGCAGAGGGUGCUCGAAGUUUCUAUCGUGGUUACAUUCCGAAUAUGUUGGGCAUUAUUCCAUAUGCAGGCAUUGAUUUGGCAGUGUACGAAACGUUGAAGAAAAGAUACUUAAGCACUAACGGAACGGAACAACCAAGUUUCCUGGUACUUUUAGCUUGCGGCAGUGCGUCUGGCACCUUGGGACAAUUGUGCUCGUACCCAUUGGCGUUGAUACGAACACGACUGCAGAUACAAGGGGCAAACAAAAAUAUGCAACCAACUCUUGGAAUAGUACUAACGCAAAAUAGUUCAAUCGACGAUGGGAACAUGUUCGGGAUAUUUCGGAAGAUCCUGAACAAUGAGGGUGUCUGUGGUUUGUACCGUGGCAUUACGCCAAAUUUCAUUAAAAUGGUACCCGCAGUGUCCAUUAGCUAUAUAACAUACGAGUAUUCUAGUCGUGCGUUAGGUGUGAGUAUGACGUGAUCGCUUACUUUCGAAUGUCGAGGAAGCCUGUGAUUCUAACCGACGUGUGAUGUUACAUUACGAAAAAACAAUAUGAAAAAUUAAAACAAUUUAGUUUGUAAAAAUCCAAUGUAAUAUAAUAAUAGAUCAUAGAUUAUAUAGGCAGGACAUCAUAGAUUUCAUUUUAUUUAUUUAAAUUAAGUAAAAAUGUUUAAGUAUUUUUAUUACACAAUCAUUUCUAAAUAAAUAUUACGA